This is a messenger RNA of Syzygium oleosum, 1024 nucleotides long. RefSeq names its product ER membrane protein complex subunit 8/9 homolog. Gene Ontology annotation, cellular component: EMC complex. The transcript has 5 exons. The record is from RefSeq and is a predicted model, not a curated record. Lineage: Eukaryota; Viridiplantae; Streptophyta; Magnoliopsida; Myrtales; Myrtaceae. Bases 117 to 731 code for a protein of 204 amino acids.
CUUGCUAGUUAGGCUUGACUUCGGCUUUCUCCACUGUGCGUCGCUUCCAUCAUCCACCGCCCUUCUCUCUCUCUCUCCCCUCGCCUCUCUCGCCGGCGACGUCGAUCGUCGGAGCCAUGGCAAGCGGCGAGCUGCGGUACGAGAUCGCUCAGAACGCCUACAUAAAGCUCGUCCUCCACGCCCUGAAGCACAAGACCGCCGCCGUCAACGGCGUCCUCCUCGGCCGCCACUCCGAUCGGGGCGAGGCCGUCGAGGUCCUCGACGCCGUCCCCCUCUUCCACUCCCGCCUCGGCCUCCUCCCCAAUCUCGAGAUCUCCCUCCUCCUGAUAGAGGAGUAUUAUGGAUCGAAAGGGAUGAGCAUAGUGGGGUACUUUCAUGCGAACGAGAGGUACGAUGAUUCCGAGCUUGGUGGCAUUGCUAGAAAUAUUGGAGACCACAUCUUUCGUUACUUUCCGCCGGCCGCAGUACUUCUGUUAGAUAAUAAGAAGCUCGUGGCUUUGUCGAACGGGAAGGAUCGGUCUCCUGUCAUGCAGCUUUACACACGGGAUUCAUCUAAGAACUGGAAGUUAGUCUCAUCAGAUGGAAGUAACCGGUUAAUUACCAAGGAGCCAUCUGCAAAUGUGGUCCUGUUGGAUUACAUGUCAUCUGGAAAAUGGCAAGAUGUUGUCGACUUUGAUGACCAUCUUGAUGACAUAAGCAAGGACUGGCUGAAUCCAGAUCUGUUCAAGUGACCAUUUGGGAUUUCUGGGCUUUCACUGUCCACUAGUUGGCGCCAGGGUUCACCUCUGCUGUCCGCAUGGAGGAGCACAAGAGAAGAUCUAGCUUCACCGAGUGCCCUUUCUUUUGCAAAUCAAAAACCCUCUUUCUAGAAUUAGUAAGAGAAUCCAUUAUAUCCCGUCCCCAUUUUUGUUGUCACUUCCCUUCCCCAUUUUAGGUUUGUCCAAGAGAUGACAAGUAUUUGUUUCUUAUAUAACUCCAACGCAUGGUUCAUCAUCGGUAGAGUAUGAAGUUGUUAUUGGUAAAA